Molecule: messenger RNA, 1424 nt
Organism: Acanthaster planci (crown-of-thorns starfish)
Lineage: Eukaryota; Metazoa; Echinodermata; Asteroidea; Valvatida; Acanthasteridae
Product: histone H4
Cellular component (GO): nucleosome
Molecular function (GO): protein heterodimerization activity; structural constituent of chromatin; DNA binding
Source: RefSeq, a predicted model, not a curated record
UUUUGGGAGCUGAAGCUUAUGCAAGAAUCAUGUCUGGACGUGGAAAAGGAGGCAAAGGACUCGGCAAGGGAGGCGCCAAGCGUCAUCGCAAGGUUCUGCGUGACAACAUCCAGGGUAUCACCAAGCCUGCCAUCCGCCGUCUUGCUCGCCGUGGUGGUGUCAAGCGUAUCUCUGGUCUGAUUUACGAGGAGACUCGUGGUGUCCUGAAGGUGUUCCUCGAGAAUGUCAUCCGUGAUGCCGUCACCUACUGCGAGCACGCCAAGAGAAAGACCGUCACCGCCAUGGAUGUGGUCUACGCUCUGAAACGCCAGGGCCGUACUCUGUACGGAUUCGGCGGUUAAACAGCGACGCCUAUCAACAAAACAAACGGCUCUUUUCAGAGCCACCACAGUGUCUAAAAAGAGAUUGAUUUCUUUUGCCUGUCUUUAUACUAUCAAGGGGUUUCUCUGUCGGCAUGUCCUAAUGAGUGAGGACAAAAGUUUUCAACUGACUGUCGAUUCCCAAAUCGGCUUAUUUCAAAUAGUAGGCCUAGCCUACUUAUGAGAUUUCACAUACGUUGGGGGUCGAGUACACAUAUUUAACAAGAACAUUCAUAAAGAAUGGAAAUGCAAACAAACAAGCGUAACACAAAUUGCAGAUCCUAUUUCCUCCAUUCUAGUCUUCCCUCAAUUUUCCUCUUUCAGAACUAAACGGGAAAAGUGCGAGUACAAUUAGCACAGAGGGAAAAUCUUUCCAAAAAACAACUAAUAGCAGGUGAAUGCUCACUCAUUCCCCAUUCAGAUGUAGGGACAUGCGUGUGCUAUUCCCGUGAUAUUUUGUCAAUGGUUUACGAAUGUACAUGUACUGAUCGGCCAUCAUGAUCUCUUAUGUUUUGGUUCAUCUCAAUUUUGGGCGUUCUCCAAUUCUUGAAUGCCUAUUCCCCUCUUCUUUUGUGAAUGCUGGAACUCCCAUGGCAAACCACAUACACGUACAUGUAAUUUCAUGUGACUGUAAGACCCUCAUCUUUUAUUAUCAUCAAAAUGUGCUCCCAAUGGAAUCAAACUGAUUUGAAUUGGCCAGCUCAAACAGCGAUAUGGCUUGAACUAAAUCAAUUUCAUCAAUGGCGUGAUUCCGUUAAAAAAAUUCAGGCCGGCGACAAUAAGUGGGGGACGGGGACAGCUUGUAUCAUUUAGCCCCCUUCCACACACUUUUGUUGCCAAAUACAAAUUGUACGCUUACAUUUGAUUCUACAGCUCAUGAUGACGAAAUAAAGUCUUGCAAAUUUGGAAAUGAUGCCCCCAAAUACUAAAAACAAUUGGGUAAAGUGAUAAGAAAUUGCCUCAGAUCUCAACACAAAGCAUCUUGAAGCCAAACUUUUUCAGGGCCAUCCCAGUGGACAUCCCAGGGCUAUGCACUUGGUUUUGCUCUAGGCCCCCCCCCCACUU